UGGACAGGAGGCGGGGCCGGGCGCAGCAGGGAAGUCGGUGACUGCGGGCUCCCAGCAGCAGUAGCAUCCGGUCACCGUUGUACGGCGCACCGCGCUCCUCCUCCGUCACCAGUACCGAGCGGCGGGCCCCCCGGGAUACGGCUGCCAGGAAGCCUGCGGAGAUUUAUACUGAUCUGUGUAGUGCAUCCACAGCUGGAGGAGCAUUAUGCAGCCUGCUCAUUAUUCCGUUUUCAUCUGACGUGUGCUGUGGUACAGUCUCUUCACCCAAUAUUUUAGACCAAUGUGAGGGAGGAAUCACAAAUAAGACUUUUAUAGGCACAUUUGUCAUGGGACUGGCUGAGCAGUGUCUACAAGGAUGGGCGUGCUUGCUGCUGCUUCUCCUGGUCAGGAUGACUGAAUAUGGGACCAGUGCUGAGUAUUCUGACAACUUUCGUCUUACAGGACUCCCACUGGCCUGCGGCGGGAUUCCUGAGCAGAUUCGUCAGCCCAGCGGCAUCAUCACCAGUCCCGGGUGGCCUGAAGAUUACCCUCCUAGAAUAAACUGUAGUUGGUACAUCCAUGCAAACCCAGGAGAAAUAAUCACAAUAAGUUUUCAAGAAUUUGAUCUCCAGGGAUCGGCCACCUGCAGCUUCGAUUGGUUAUCCAUAGGCCCGUCACAGAGUUCAGAUGGCGUUAGAGCAUGUGGCUCUACAAUCCCAGCCCCAUACACAUCCCUUCAAGACCACGUGUGGAUCAAGUUCCACGCAGAUGACCGUAUUUCUAGGAAAGGAUUUCGGCUGUCUUAUAAUGCAGCAAAGAAAAAAUGUGAGCGGAAUCGAUUCCGUUGCGACAAUGGAAAAUGUAUAUCCGAAACAUUGAAAUGCAACCGGAUGGACGAUUGCGGCGAUGGUUCUGAUGAGAAGUUGUGUGCCAAAGCUAAUCGCCCAACGGAGUCUUCAUUUCAGCCCUGUGCUUCCAACAGGUUUCAGUGCCUGUCGCGUUUCACUAAAGCCUACACUUGCCUUCCCAACUCUUUGAAAUGCGAUGGAAACAUCGAUUGCCUGGACCUAGGGGAUGAGAUUGAUUGUGAUGUACCCACUUGCGGGCAGUCGCUUAAAUACUUCUAUGGAGCCUUCAGUUCGCCAAACUACCCAGACUUCUAUCCACCCGGCAGCAACUGCACGUGGCUUAUUGACACCGGAGAUCGACGCAAGGUUAUUUUGCGUUUCACAGACUUCAAGUUGGAUGGUACUGGCUACGGCGACUAUGUGAAAAUAUACGACGGGCUCGAGGAAAACUCCCAUAAACUGUUGCGGGUUUUAACAGCAUUUGACUCCCACGCUCCCCUUACAGUAGUCUCUUCCUCCGGGCAGAUACGGGUGCAUUUCUGUGCCGAUAAGGUGAAUGCAGCCAGAGGAUUUAAUGCAACGUACCAAGUGGAUGGAUUCUGCCUUCCAUGGGAGAUUCCCUGCGGCGGUAACUGGGGCUGCUACACGGAACAGCAGCGAUGUGACGGCUACUGGCACUGCCCCAAUGGGAGAGAUGAGCUGAACUGUACAAUGUGCCAAAAGGAUGAGUUCCCUUGCUCCAGAAACGGGGUCUGCUACCCCCGUUCCGACCGGUGCAAUUACCAGAAUCAUUGCCCCAAUGGUUCCGAUGAGAAGAAUUGCUUCUUUUGCCAGCCGGGUAAUUUCCACUGCAAAAAUAACCGCUGCGUCUUUGAAAGCUGGGUGUGCGAUUCUCAAGAUGACUGCGGGGACGGCAGCGACGAGGAGAACUGCCCCGUGAUUGUGCCCACACGUGUGAUCACAGCGGCUGUCAUCGGCAGCCUCAUAUGCGGGCUGCUGCUGGUCAUCGCAUUGGGGUGUACCUGCAAGCUCUACUCUCUGCGCAUGUUUGAACGCAGGUCCUUUGAGACACAACUCUCGCGUGUGGAGGCUGAUUUAUUGAGACGGGAAGCUCCCCCUUCUUAUGGACAACUGAUCGCCCAGGGUUUGAUUCCACCCGUGGAGGACUUUCCAGUGUGCUCUCCAAACCAGGCUUCAGUUUUGGAAAACCUAAGACUUGCUGUGCGAUCUCAGCUGGGAUUCACAUCCAUUAGACUCCCGAUAGCCGGCAGAUCCAGCAACAUCUGGAAUAGAAUUUACAAUUUUGUGCGGUCCCGAAACUCUGGUUCUCUGUCCUUGGUGUCCACAGAUGGAGACUGUUCUACAAACCAGGGUGCAAACAGAGAUGGAGACCGGGGCAGCAAUCACAGGGGACUCUUCUCUGUGGAGUCUGAUGACAUUGAUGGGGAAAAUGAGAGGAGAGAUGCCCAAGGGGCAGUUGGCGGUGUCGCUGCCCCGUUGCCUCAAAAGACUCCUCCAGUCUCUGCUGUGGAAGCCACAGUGAGUGGCAGUGGGAGCACUUUGACUCCAGCAUCCAGCAGUAGCACAACAGAUAACAUCCGGGAUAGACCUGCCCUGGAACCGCCUGUUGUCAGCCCAGCACGCCAUCAGCUCAGCAGUGCUCUUAGUAGAAUGACUCAAGGUUUGCGUUGGGUACGGAUUACACUUGGGAGGUCUAGCUCUGCAGGUCAGAACCAAAGCCCUCUGAGGCAGCUUGACAGCAACGGAGGAGGAAGAGGGGAAGAAGAUGACGACGAUGUAGAGAUGUUGAUUCCAGCAUUAGACAUUGACCUUAACGACUGUACUAGACCAUUACUUGAUCUUACCUCCGAUCAGGGGCAAGGACUUGCACAGCAUAGCGCAUCGCCUCCUGGCGUGAGGUCCUGCGGCCGCGACGGUCCCUGUGAGUGCUGUGGUAUCGUCCACACCGCUCAAAUCCCAGACACGUGCUUGGAAGCCGUGCUCAAGAAUGAAACUAGUGAUGACGAGGCAUUGCUACUCUGCUAGACACGCAACACUGUGGAUACACGUUUUGGAGCAAUAUCUAGUCACUGUUUUGUACUUCACAGGAAUAAAUGUAUGGUUGAAAAAUUCAGACGGGGACAAGUUACUACAGACCCAAGAUUGGCUUCAUGGCACUUGUAGUUCCUACCGUGAAUGUGUUAUCUGCAGAAAUUUAGGAGGAUGGGCCCAUGAGCUCUUAUAACGGUACAGAGUUAGAAUAUGGUUUACGCUAUAGAACAGUUAGUUGUGUACACGUGUGGCUCUGUGAGCAAGUGUUAAUUUACCAGGACACAACUAGUUAUAUACUGUAGGUGGCUUCGCUUUGGAUGCAACGCAAUGGCCUUCAGACGCAAAGAUCGUGUUCGCAAAAGUUGAAUGCAAAUCGGGGGCAGAUCAGGAGUCGAUGUUAUGUUUUAUUUUUGUUUGUUUUGUUUUUGUUGUUUUUAUAUAGUUUAUUGGAAUGUAAUAUAUGUAAAAAAAAAUGUGCUCUGUUGUUUUAACUAAUUUACUACUUGUAUCACAUUUGUAUUUGCCUGAAAUGAGAUCUUCAUAGUUGGUAAAUUAGUGAUUUCGAAAUAGCUUUUGUGGGCUCUUGCCUUUGGUUAAAUCUUGGAGAUUUGUUGUCCAGAAAGUGUCGCACACAGAACUGCAAAUUGUUUACUGUAUGGGUAUAUACUGUAUGUGCCUAUGUUCUUAGGUGUCGCUGCUAACACACAUCGCACAGCUUGCUAAAAAGAAAAACAUUAAAAUGUUCGUCAACAUACUCACUUUCUGGGAACAUCCCGGUUUUAAGAGACGCAAAGCAUGUUUGAUUUGUGUAAAAGCUCGGGCAUCGGCAUUGGGGAUUAUGUAAAAACAUGAUUUAGAGCAGCGUUGUGCAACAAUUUACAGCAGCCAAUCGGAUACCAGAAUUUGUAGUGGAACCAUUUAAAUGUAACAUCUGAGAUUUGGGUGCAUGCUUUGGUAUUGGUGGCAAUGACUGCAAUCUUGGCUGCAACAUUGUAUCUGUAACAAAACAUGUUGCACUGCAAGGGGAGUAAACAUUUUCUUGUUGCAUGCAGGGUAAAUACGGGCUGCUUUUGCUUGUAGCCCACAAUCACUGGACAGCUCUAUUUUUACAUUGCAAUUAACAUGAGUUUGGAAUCGCCCCACCCAAAUAUAAAUUUGCUACACCCCCAGGGCACCAUUAUUUUUUAUUUAUUUUUUACAAGGGGCACAGUUACUUGCUCUUCUUUGCUCUGCUCCCAAUACAGUGUUUGGAUUACAGACGAUUAUGUUGCCUCAUGUUCUGUUCCUUCAGGUCGCUAUUGAAUAUGCCCAUAACUCUGGUCUAAAGAUGUGUGGUCUCUUUAUAUUUACUGAAACAUAAUUUCCCAAGUAACCUUCUUUACAGUAUUUAAUUAUUAUUACCUCCUUUCUCUUUUUGAUUAGCUUCUUUCCUUUUGAGGGAGGGGGGCGGCUAUUUCUAUACACCCUCCCCAUUCCCCUCCCCCAGUGCCUAACCCUAACCUGUACCUCAAUAUUUUCAAGAUGGCAGCUGUCGGGUUUCUGGCGCUGGUCUCCUGAGUGGUUUUGGGAUUCCAGUGACUGCAUCACGGCCGCUGCUUCUUAUCGGUGCUAUAUUAAACCGAACUUUAAAGGGUAAACCUCGCCCACACAUUAAGGCAGCCAUAUUAAGGUAUGAGCCAGUAUUGAUAAAAAUGUCUUAUACUUUCGCUAGGAACUAGUGACAUCACAAGGCAUAAAGGGGCAGAUGUAUUAACCUGGAGGAGGCAUAA
Messenger RNA from Pseudophryne corroboree (corroboree frog), 4648 nucleotides. It is a transcript of the gene LRP12, whose product is annotated as LDL receptor related protein 12. Gene Ontology annotation, molecular function: protein binding. NCBI's taxonomy places the organism in Eukaryota, Metazoa, Chordata, Amphibia, Anura, Myobatrachidae. The record is from RefSeq and is a predicted model, not a curated record. The transcript has 9 exons. Bases 327 to 2873 code for a protein of 848 amino acids.